AUGACGACCUGCAGCCCUCUCAGCCCCACCAAGCCCAGAGCCUCCCAGGGGAUGAAGGACCAGAAGUGCCACGUCCGUGGACGCAGAGCAUGGGGCCAGCCCGGAGGCUGGGGGCCUGCGGGGCACGGGCGGUCACCGGAGCCCCCUCCCACCGCAGCGUCCUUCGUGUCCAGACCCCGCGGCCGAGCCGCAGCAGCUGCCCCCCGCCCCGUGAGGCGAGCCCUGGGGGGCACAGCUGAGGGCGCCCAACGGCCCCCGAGCCUCCAGCCCGCAGCAGCUGUCAGGCCCACAGCUGCGUCCCACACGGACCCGCGGCUCUUUUCUGCAGCAAGGGCAGGGCGAGGAGGAUGCCCUGCGGGCGCCUCAGGAGCGCGGGGGACCGGGCUGCCCUCGCCAGCCAAGGGCAGGCUGUCCUGA
Rangifer tarandus platyrhynchus (Svalbard reindeer) is the source of this 417-nucleotide messenger RNA. Lineage: Eukaryota; Metazoa; Chordata; Mammalia; Artiodactyla; Cervidae. The record is from the annotation of a GenBank genome assembly.